This is a messenger RNA of Gopherus flavomarginatus (Mexican gopher tortoise), 2990 nucleotides long. Its product is annotated as basic proline-rich protein-like. Gene Ontology annotation, biological process: postsynaptic actin cytoskeleton organization; neuron projection morphogenesis; regulation of actin filament polymerization. NCBI's taxonomy places the organism in Eukaryota, Metazoa, Chordata, Testudines, Testudinidae. Bases 90 to 2711 code for a protein of 873 amino acids. The transcript is spliced from 15 exons. Gene Ontology annotation, cellular component: plasma membrane; postsynaptic membrane; cortical actin cytoskeleton. Gene Ontology annotation, molecular function: actin filament binding. The record is from RefSeq and is a predicted model, not a curated record.
GGGGCCGGGCAAGGCGGGGCCGGCGCGGGGCUCCCUCGGCAGGAACUGCCCGGCCCGGCAGAGCGGGGAGAGGGGCGCGGGGCUGAGCCAUGAGCCGGCUGGACCUGGACACGCACCGCCUGGCGCUGCUGGCCGCCAAGGAGGACAUCGGCAGCCGGCGCGUCUCGGCCGACUGGGCCAUCUUUGCAUAUGGCAAGCACAAUGAGCUGAAGCUCCUGGACUCGGGAGCCGGCGGGGUAGACGAACUGUCCGGGAAGUUCUCCAGUAGCAGCGUCAUGUACGGCCUCUGCCGUGUCCAGGACCCCAGCUCCGGGCAGCCCCGCAUCAUCCUCAUCAACUGGGUGGGGGAGCAGGUGCCGGAGUCCCACAGACAGACCUGUGCGGGGCAUCUGCCUGCCAUCAAGGCCUUCUUCAAGGAGGCCAGCCUGGUGCUGGGCGCCCGCCGCCCCGAUGAGGUGACGCAGGAGGGGCUGCACCGUGUGCUGUCCCGGCUCGCGCCAGCCGGGGGCAGCACCUCCAGGCGAGCACCAGCCAGCGGCUCAGAGGAACUGGUGGGCACCAACUACAGGAAAACGAACCCCGCCCUGGAGAUCCGCAGGACCAAACGGGAUUCGUUCUGGGCACAGGCCGAGAGGGAAGAGGAGCAGCGGAAGGAGGAGGAGCGCCGGCGGCUGCUGGAGGAGCGCAAGCGCUGGGAACGCGAGCGCAUGGAGGAGGAGAAGAGAGAGGCGGCUGAGCGAGAGCGCAAGUUCAAGGAGAAAGAGAGGCUGAUUGAGGAGCAGAGGAAGGAGCAGGCACGGUUGGAGGCUGAGGAGCGGAGGAAGGAGAAAGCCCGAUGGGAGCAGCAGCAGCGGGAGCACGAGGAGGCCAUGCGGGACCGGUUCCGGCGCAGCGAGUCCAUCGAGAAGGCCGUGGAGGCGGCCACGCUGGUCUCCCAGCGCUCACAGAAUCCCCGGGACUUCUUCAGGCAGCGGGAACACUCCAGCUCCACUUCGGGUGCCCAGUCGCCCCUCUCGCCCCUGGGUGUCAGGCCAGGAGCACCCCACAGGCCCUACCUGCGCUACCAGCGCAGCCUGACGGAGUCUGCCUACAUCUUCCGCCGGCCAGAGCCCCCCACUUCACCGGGUGACUUCCUCCCGGCCCCCUCCAGCCCUCGCCCCACUGAAUCCAGCUCCAGCACGGCUGCUCCUCCUGCCAGUCCACGCAGACCCACACCCGUGUCCCCAACCAGCCCGCCGGGGGCCCAACCACUGCCCCCCACCAGCCCACGCGGGACAGGGCCCCUGUCCCCGACCAGCCUGCCCAGGGCCCAACCCCUGCCCCCCACCAGCCUGCAUGGGACAGGGCUCCUGCCCCCCACCAGCCUGCAUGGGACAGGGCUCCUGCCCCCCACCAGCCUGCAUGGGGCCCAACCCCUGCCCCUCACCAGCCCACGCAGGACAGGGCCCCUACUCCCAGCUAUUCAGCCCAGGACCAAAGAUUCGUUCCACAUCAGCCCAGAUGGAACCAUGACUCUGCCUCCCAUCAGCCUGGCUGAACCUGGGUCUCCACCCCCUGUCCCCCAUGCCAGAGCCAGAUCUCCAUCCUCUCCCAGAGCCGGGUCUCCAUCCUCUCCCAGAGCUGCGUCUCCACCCCCUGCCAGCCCCCCACCCCCUGCUACCCCUCCCAGAGCCAGGUCUCCAGCCCCUGCCAGCCCCCCACUCCCUCCCAGAGCCGGGUCUCCACCUCCUGCCCCCCUUGCCAGAGCCAGAUCUCCAUCCUCUCCCAGAGCCGCGUCUCCACCCCCUGCCAGAGCCAGGUCUCCACCCCCUGCCAGCCCCCCACCCCCUGCUACCCCUCCCAGAGCCGGGUCUCCACCCCCUGCCAGCCCCUCACCCCCUGCUACCCCUCCCAGAGCCGGGUCUCCACCCCCUGCCAGCCCCUCACCCCCUGCUACCUGUCCCAGAGCCGGGUCUCCACCCUCUGCCAGCCCCCCAACUCUUCCCAGAGCUGGGUCUCCACCCCCUGUCAGCCCUCCACACACUGCCACCCCUCCCAGAGCUGGGUCUCCACCCCCUGCCAGCCCCCCAACCCCUCCCAGAGCUGGGUCUCCACUUCUUCAUUCUCUACCCUCUGCCACCCCCCCUUCCCCAGUGUCUCUGAGCCAGCCCCCAGCUAUGUUUCUGCCCAUGGAGGAGGAUGCCCCUUGCUUGGCUCCCAUAUCACCCCAGGGCCCCACUGAGGGCUCCCUGCUGGCAGAGCUGAUGCCCACUGAGGGGCCCCAUGGCAGUCUCCCAGAUGUGCCAACUGGGCCCCUCGCUGACCCCACUAAUCCAUCAUUGGCUGGAGGGGAGCCUGCUCAAGGCUGCCCAGUUCUCUCCAGCGCAGAGUCCUGCUCCCUGGAACCUCUGCCUCAGUCCGUGCCCCCGUGGCCCUGGCAUCCUGGCCCCUCCACGGCUGCAGCCCCCAUGCCUGGCAAGGACCCCAUGGCAGGUGGGGAGGCAGCGCCGGAGCCCUCCCACGGGCCCUGCCUGGCGCCAGAGGCCAGCCUGGCUGAGCUCCUCCCGGAGUCAGGACACAACGGCAUAGCAGGGCAGGAGGCCGGGAGGUGGCCAGAGCUCAGGGAGCAGGAGCUGGAGCCAGGAGAGAAGGGGACACAGCCUGGGUCUCUCUGCAAGGCAGCGCUGGAGGGGAGGGAGACCGUUGAGGGCCCCUCCCCCCGCACUGCGUAGAUAGCAGGGGCUGCCGGACCCCCGCACUCGUCCUACCCACAGAGCCCACGUGGGCUCGGCUUUAUGACUGCGACGCGCCGGGGGGCUACUCGGAUUGCACCCCCCCCGGGGCCCUUCUAAGAACCAGCAAUUCCCCGCUCCCCCCACUCUGGGGGUGCCUGCGCUCUGAACCCCCAGCACCUUGGUCUCUGCUCGCUGGGUGAGCCCCCGACCCACCAUGUUACCCUGCAACCUGGGCCGUGGCCUCCACGGCCAAAUAAAGGAGCUGUGGGAACUGGC